Messenger RNA from Limanda limanda (common dab), 4526 nucleotides. It is a transcript of the gene lrpprc, whose product is annotated as leucine-rich pentatricopeptide repeat containing. The transcript has 38 exons. Bases 19 to 4296 code for a protein of 1425 amino acids. Lineage: Eukaryota; Metazoa; Chordata; Actinopteri; Pleuronectiformes; Pleuronectidae. The record is from RefSeq and is a predicted model, not a curated record. Gene Ontology annotation, molecular function: protein binding.
CACGCUGCUCCAGGAAACAUGGCCGCCCUCUUGAGAUCAGCCCGGCUCCUCAGACUCUCGCCUUCGGGCUUGCUCCACGUCGCCGGGACGAGCCGGACCGGGCCGCCGCUGACUCGCCUGUACAGCGGGGCUCUCUCCGGAACCAAAACCGCGACGUGUUCCGGUCUCAGCCGAACCGGGUCGGCCCGGGUCCCCAUCAGUCACGUGUGGCCGUAUUCGGCGGGCUGUCUGCGUGGUUAUUCCGUGGCUCCAGACAGAAAGGACGAAGCCAGUGUGUCGGUGCGGUCCAAGCAGGCGCAGCAGUUCGACUGGGCUCUGGCCAAGCUCGACAGCUCUGUGAGGAGGACCGGCCGCAUCACCAAGACGCUGCUGCUCCGCAUCUUCCAUGACAUCUGCAGGGCAGGUUAUCCCAGUGGGAACCAGGCCUUGUUGCUGCUGCGUAGCUGUGGCUCGCUGCUGCCGGAGGUUCCUCUGGAGGAACGCACCGUGCUGGCACACCGGGUGUGGGAGAAGCUGCAUGAGUUGGGUGCACAGUUUGAUGUCAGUCACUACAACGCCCUGCUGAAGGUUUACCUGCAGAAUGAGUUCAAGUUCUCUCCCACGGACUUCCUGGCCAAGAUGGAAGCAGCUAAUGUCCAGCCCAACAGAGUUACCUACCAGAGACUCAUAGCAGCCUAUUGCCAUAAUGGGGAUAUCGAGGGAGCCAGCACCAUAUUGGGUUUCAUGAAGACCAAAGAUUUGCCGAUCACCGAGGCGGUUUUCAACUCUCUGGUGACCGGCCACGCUCGUGCAGGUGACCUCGAGAGUGCUAAGAACAUCCUGCCUGUGAUGCGCGGAGCGGGAAUUGAACCAGGACCUGACACUUAUUUAUCACUGCUUAACACCUACGCCGAAAAGGGAGACCUGGAAAGUCUGAAAAAGACCAUGGAGGAAGCAGAGAGUGCCGACUGCAGUCUGAUGGACCGGGACAUCAUGCAGAUCAUCUUCACUUUGGCCAAGUCCGGACACCAGCAUCUCAUCCCAGACAUGGUUGAGCGCAUGAGGCACGAGAGGGGUUAUGUGCCAGAUGCUAUGAAUCUGUGUCUGAGCCUGAUCACGCAGGGCCAGGAAGACACAGCUUUUAACGUCCUGAAGAGUUUCUCCUCACUGGAGCCGGAUAAUUACAACAACGAUUCCCCGAACCUGGGCAACUUCUUCCUCAGACACUGUGUCACCAUGAACACGUCACUGGAGAAGCUCACGGGUUACUGUGAAGAGCUCCAGGAGACAAAGCGUCACUCUGCCCCACUCACCUUCUCUCUGCAAUGUGCUCUGGAGGCCAAGAAGACUGGUUUGUGUUUUGAGCUGAUGAAGAUAUUGAAGGAGCAAGGCCUUCCCAUAAGGUCACACUACUUCUGCCCUCUCCUCAGUCAGUUUUUGAAGGAGGACAACCCAGCUGGUGUAAUGGAGGUGAUGAGGGGCAUGAAGGAACUGGGCGUGACCCCGGACUCUGAGACUUUGUCCAUCUACAUCCUCCCUGCCUUCCCCAGCACAGAGGCCGCUCGACAGGCCAUCACGGAAGCUGGCAUCUCUCUGGACUCUGACAACUUUGUGUCUUUAGAGGUCCGCUCCUUGGCAGCGAGCGACUUGGCAAAACUCUACACCAAAUUGUCGGAUCCCUCCUUCCCCCCGACGGACCAUAACAGUUUCCGCAACAGCCUCAUCCUGGGCUUCAGAAAGUCUGAUGAUGUGGAGAGCAUGGCGAAGAUCACAGAGCUGUUAUUCAAAGACAAGCGCUUCAGCAAGGAAGGCGCCAAGCCUGCUGAAGGGGCAUCCUACUUCUUGUACAAUCUGUUCGACACCAGGACAGAGGAGGAGUUGCAGGGACAGGAAGACAAACUGCGGAAGUAUUUAAAUCAUCUUCAGGCUCAGAAUAUAAAGAUUUCACUGAACAUCUUCAAAGGUAUCAGGAACCUGCUGGAGUCCCAUCAAGUCCCAGAGCUCGUCAAGGAUGUGAUCGCUCUGGUGGACCCCAGAGACAGAGCGUCCAGUGGCUCUGUGUCAGCUGCUCCGCGUUUUACUGGAAUCGAGGGUAAGGUUGUGGCACUUGAGGCUAAAUUAGCUGAACUGAAAGCAGAGAACAAACCGUUGGGCUUGAUUCUCAAACAGACAAUCCAGGCUCUCUGUGCCGAGGAGAACCUGCAGCGUGCCCUGGAGCUGAAGCAGCAGCACGAGGAAGAGCUGGGGGCCGGCAGCUACGCCACCCUCAUCAACCUGUGCUGCCGCCACGAAAACGUGGAGGAGGCGCUCAAUCUAAAGAUGGAACUGAGUCGUAUUGACUCAUCCAUUUCGCUGGAUGCUGGUAAAUACAUCGCAUUGGUCAAGCUUCUCUCCAAGGUGGACAGAGUGGAGGAGGCUGUGGACAUCCUGAAGGAGAUGAAGGAGAAAGAUGUGGCGAUAAACGACGCCAACGUCACCAUGCUCUUCUACGCGUUGAACAGCUUAGUGACCAAAGGUCCCGCCCCCAUCCGACGGCUGCAGGACACCCUCUUCACCCUCGGCCUGGCCAAGCCCACCGCCAAUCUCUGCUCCCCCCUGAUCUCUGCCUACCUGGAGAGUAAGGACCUGCCCGGCGCUCUGGAGGCAGCGCUGGAGUUUCAGAAGCUCUACAAUCAGCUGCCCCGCAUUCACGACAUCCUCGUGGCUCUGGUGGAGAAAGGAGACACCGAGCUGCUGCAGAAAGCCAUGGACUUUGUGAGUCAGGAGCGAGGGGAGAUGAAUAUGCUGUACGAUCUGUUCUUUGCCUUCCUGCAGACCGGUCGAUUCCGGGAGGCUCGUAAGAUCAUUGAGACUCCUGGUCUGAGGGCAAGGCCUGGACGUCUGCAGUGGUAUGCAGAGAAAUGCAUUUUUGUCAACCAGCUGGAGACCUUGGAGCAGAUGGUAGACAUGACCUCCAAGCUGUUUGAGUGCGACCGAGACGAGAUGUACCACUACGUCCUCCGCCUCUGUAAGGAGUCAAACAACUGGGAGAAGGCCGAGGCCGUGUGGACGAAAAUGCAGGAGGAAAACAUCGUUCCCCGGGAGAGGACGCUGUGCCUGCUAGCUGACAUCCUGAAGAAUAAUGGCCAGGAGGUGCCCUUUGAGGUGCCCGAGACCUGGUACGAGCGAGCAGCGACCGCACAGCAGGACCAGUCUGCACGCCCCCCCACCUCAGCUGAAAGUGGCACCGAAUACCAGACCCGUCUGUUGGCCCUCUGCAAGAAGGGCAAAGCCAAAGAGGCCUAUGGGAUGCUGAAGAAAGCCGAUAAACAGGGUUUGACAUUACCCCCCACGCCUUACGACCACCUGAUCCGUGCGCUGUUGGCUGACGGGGCCUAUGAUGAUGCCAUGGUGGUCAAGGACAUUGCUGUGUCUCGUGUGCCGGACUUCCAGCUGAGUAACAUCGCCACCAGUUUGCUCAUCAUCACUCACAGCAAGAAAGGCGAGACCAGUGAUGCUCUUGCGAACCUGAAGUCGAUGAUGCAGGCGGGUCACGUGCCCUCGCAGCUCGCCAUCACCAGACUGGUCCAGGCCCAGGGCGGCACUGGCGACAUGGCAGGCAUCCAGGAAGUGGAGUCCCUGAUGCAAAGUCUGGGCACAAACCUCAACCUGUCCAGCAUGGUGUUUGUCAGCAACAAGGCUCUGGCUCACAUCAAGAACGACGACGUGGACUCAGCGGUCGAGUUGCUCGAGUCCGUCUACACGAGUCCCGACAGCACCAACCCCGGGAUGUCCUUCGUCUUCAGAAAGGUCAUGGAGGAGGACAACGAAAACGCCAUAGACAAGUUGAGUGCUAUGGCCGAGAAGCUAGCCAAUCAGUUUGCCUGCUACAGACCAGCUGUAGACCUCUUCCUCCAGCUGCUGGAUGUGGACAAACUGGACGAAGCCAAGUUCAUGCUGGCUCGCUGCAACGCCGUGGCUGAACAGAAGGAGAUGCUGGUGUCCUACGUGUCUCGGAAGGCUCAGUUUCCCGGACAGGUGGGAAAGAUCAAGGCUCUGAUGAGUCUGAUCCCAGACUUCACCGAGAAGGAGGUAUUGUACACGUACCUGAUGAAAUGUCAUGUCGUGGAUAAGGACCUGACGUCGGCCAAAGCUCUGAAUGAGCAGAUCCAGAAGGAGGGGAUGGUCCUAGAUGAGCUGUCACUCAAACGGCUGGCUGCUCUUUACCGCAAUGCAGGAGAGACGGCGCCCUUCACCGAGCCCCCUGAAUCCUUUAAGUUUUACGCAGACCAGCUGAAAGACAGAGCCGCCAAGGCCCAGGUGGCAGCAGACGAGUGAAGAGUCCUCCCUCCUCUUCCUCUCCUCUUGUAUCAGUCCUCAUCCCACUGUUUUCGUUCUUUGUAUCUGUCCUUUUUUUUUAUAUAAGUUGUUUGAGCUGAAAACUUUGAGUUUAAUGUGAUAAAACGGUUGGUGUUUGACUCUGUCCGCUGUGAAAUUGAUGUUGAAGAUAAUGAUGUUCAGAUUGUACAGAAGUAUUUAUGCUAAUAAAUGAAGUUAGGAAUCCAGAA